CAAUCAACUAACUAAUAUUUGUGUUAAUGAAAGUCAUUAAAUUACUAGUCGAGAUAGCAUAUGCAUUGCAGUGUGUGUUGAGUGCAUCACGCCAGUCGCGUUGUUUGUGGCGUGAUUAUAAAAUUUCUAAAUUAAUUUAAUAAAAUAAAAAUGGCUCCAAAUUCGGAGUGGGUGGAAGGUGCUCAACAAAGAGCUAUAGAUAAAAAUACUCACGUUAGUUUUCCCCAGUUAAAGUACCCAUCUUUACGAGAUGACGGACUAAGAGACCCGGUGCAGUGGCUCUCAGGGAAAGCAAUGGACGACGGCGCCGAAGGAUUAUGGCGUAUUCAUGACAAACUAUACGACCUGACGAGCUUUAUGAAGCGCCACCCUGGAGGUGAAGAAUGGCUGGAACUCACCCAAGGCACCGACAUAACUGAAGCUUUUGAAUCUCAUCACUUGAACCCAUCCACAGAGAAAAUUCUUACACAAUAUUAUAUAAGGGAUGCAAAGACUCCCCGUAAUUCGCCGUUCACGUUCAAAGAAGAUGGCUUUUAUAAAACGCUAAAGAGAGCGGCUUUUGAGGAGCUCAAGAAAAUCCCUAAGGAUGCAUCUAAGACUGCAGAUUAUAUAACAGAUGGCUUGUUUGUAUCUCUGCUCAUUAGUUCGGCGUGUGCCUGCUCCGUCACCAACUAUUUCGCUGUAAAGUUUUGGUACGCGUAUGCGUCGGUAAACUUGGCCUUUUUAACGGUAGCCUGCCACAAUUUUAUACACAGAAAAACUAAUUGGAGAAUGUAUUUGUUUAAUAUGAGCAUGUGGUCUUACAGAGAUUUCAGAGUAUCCCACGUACUCUCUCACCAUCUCUAUACAAACACCCUGAUGGAUUUGGAAAUCAGUUCUUUAGAACCAGUUCUGUUCUACAAUCCGAGGAAAGACAAACCACUGCACGCCAAGUUGGGAUUUAUAACAGAAAUAUUCUUCUUUCCUUUCGUAUUCUUGUUAAGUUUUAUCAAAAGGUUCCUCUCAAUAUUUCUUCGCCAAGGGUUCUUCAAGAGUCACUACCGUUGGCACGAUGCCAUUGGCUUACUCCUUCCAGUCUGGAUGUGCCUCGCUAGUGGCGCCCCCGUUCUUCACGUGGUAUCCACGUGGCUUUGGAUCAAUUGUACUGGCAGCUUGCUGUUUUAUUCUAUUGGAGUGAAUGCUGCUCAUCAUCAUCCGGAUGCUAUUAAAGACGGCGAUGAACCUGCGAGCGAAACACCAGACUGGGGCAUGCACCAAGUGGAAGCUCUCCUGGACCGCAAGGAUAUCAACGGGAACGCGUUCCUCGUCAUGACGUUAUUCGGAGACCACACCCUUCACCACAUGUUCCCCACACUAGACCAUAGCGUGCUCAAGUACCUACAUCCAACCUUCAUUGACCUCUGCAAAAAAUACGAAGCCAACUACAGGGUGUCCACACAAUUCAAAAUGGUUCUUGGACAGAUACAAGAAACAAUGCGUACGGAAUUCAAAACCAAGAAACAUUACAACAAUAAUUGA
Helicoverpa zea (corn earworm) is the source of this 1518-nucleotide messenger RNA. Its product is annotated as cytochrome b5-related protein-like. Gene Ontology annotation, cellular component: mitochondrion. Gene Ontology annotation, biological process: lipid metabolic process. The coding region runs from base 151 to 1518 and encodes 455 amino acids. The record is from RefSeq and is a predicted model, not a curated record. Lineage: Eukaryota; Metazoa; Arthropoda; Insecta; Lepidoptera; Noctuidae. The transcript is spliced from 5 exons. Gene Ontology annotation, molecular function: heme binding.